Molecule: messenger RNA, 1374 nt
Organism: Aphanomyces astaci
Lineage: Eukaryota; Oomycota; Saprolegniomycetes; Saprolegniales; Verrucalvaceae
Exons: 8
Coding region: 1-1374 (457 amino acids)
Biological process (GO): positive regulation of DNA-templated transcription
Cellular component (GO): nucleus
Molecular function (GO): chromatin DNA binding; transcription coactivator activity
Source: RefSeq, a predicted model, not a curated record
AUGUCGGUAGACCCGAUCUUGCUCCACGACAACUCGCCGAUGCUCAUCACGCCCUUCGAGCGCUUCAUCUUCGUGUUGGAUGACGUUAGCUUUAACGUCUACAGCGGGGCUGGAUAUCCCGGCCAAGGUGGCGUGUACUACGGCAAGCGAGGUCGCCUGUACGUGUCGUCGUAUCGCCUCGUGUACGUCGAGCUGGACCCGUCCAAUCGCCAUUUCCGAAGCUUUUCGCUACCGCUGUACAACAUUGAAUCGUCCCACCGCUUUUGCGUCCCUUAUUUCGGCCGACCAACCUACGAAGGCAUUGUUUCUUCAGUGCCUGGCGGCGGCCUUGUCGGGCCUGGUAAGUUUUGCGUGACUUUCCACGGCGUUGGCUUCGAUGAAUUCCGAUCCUUGUAUGCACCAUUGUUUGACCACUCGCGAGAUUUGCAUCGGCAAAUGCACGCGCUGCCCACGGCGUCCAUCGUCCAAGUCCCAGGCGAGCGGUGGGAUAGGAUAGUGCUGAACGUAAACCGGCCAACAGAUCCUCCUAUCCCUGCGUUCAUCGACCACCGCAAAGCGGUCAUGUUUAUCUUCAAGGCACAGCAUUGCGUCAUCCUAACGCUCCUCGUCGAUCUGCGACAGGUACAGCACAUCAUCUCGUAUUUGAAACCUGCUCCGACGGGUGGUUUGGAGCGCAUCCACAGCAUGUUUCGCGCUGGUCUGCACUUAAACCACCCACCACCGCCACCACAAGACGCGGUGCUUGGCGACGUGGUCAACACCCACGGAACCAGCGAGACGCAACGCAUGCGAUUGCAAGCAAUUUGGCAGCUUCUCGUCACGGGCUUUGAGUUAACCAAGUACCCGAACGCAGGGCCAGCUCGGAAGCGCGUGAUCUGGCUCACGUUGGACGGACGGCUGUGCGUGGGCCGAUCCAAAACCGACAAGCAUGCUGGCAAGUUCAUGCAUUUGUGGAACAUCGAGCGAGUGGUCAAGGGGUGCGAGUCGGCUCAGUUUUCAAAGUCGCUGAGCUGGCGUGACGCCCGAGGCAGGGAGCAGCAGUGCUGGAGCGUCGAGGCCAAGCGGGGCAAGAAGGAAGACGCCAAGCUGCACUCGUUCGCGCUGCAAGUGACCAGCGUGAACGUCCGCAACAUACUCGUGGAUUGUCUCGGGCUGUUGGUGGAGCUCAUGCAGGGCGAUGCCGACGGCAACUACCCCCGCGGGGCCCGUGUGCGCAUUGCCAAACACUAUGCUUCCACCGGAGAAAUCCUCGCCAUGGCGGAUGUCCAAUCCGUGAUGUCGCGCCAAGGGUCGGAUAUGAGCGACAUUACCAGCGACGGCGAAGAAAGUGUCAUGCCGGACGACUCGGACGACUCGGGGGAUGACGAUGCAUAA